Molecule: messenger RNA, 4176 nt
Organism: Corythoichthys intestinalis (scribbled pipefish)
Lineage: Eukaryota; Metazoa; Chordata; Actinopteri; Syngnathiformes; Syngnathidae
Gene: eps15
Product: epidermal growth factor receptor pathway substrate 15
Exons: 25
Coding region: 96-3383 (1095 amino acids)
Biological process (GO): endosomal transport; endocytosis
Cellular component (GO): plasma membrane; cytoplasm
Molecular function (GO): calcium ion binding; protein binding
Source: RefSeq, a predicted model, not a curated record
AGUUGUGCUGGAGAUCCACUUCCAUGUUUUGUAGCUUAUGAGAGAGUGGCAACAGCGCGGCUUGAAGGCAGCAGUGGGAAUUUAGCAGAAAGACUAUGGCCGCCUCUCUGUCUCUGACUCAGCUGUCGAGUGGGAAUCCCAUUUACGACAAAUACUAUCGACAGGUUGAUCCCAGAGGCAGCGGGAGGGUGGCGGCAGCUGACGCCGCUCUGUUCCUGAAACGGUCGGGCCUGGCUGACCUGAUUUUGGGCAAGAUCUGGGAUCUGUCUGACUCUGAACGAAAGGGUUCCCUCAACAAACAGCAAUUUUUCAUCGCACUGCGCUUAGUGGCUUGUGCUCAGAAUGGCCUGGAGGUGGCACUCAAGAGCCUUAACGUGGCUGUUCCGCCCCCCAAAUUUCAGGACACAAGCAGCCCACUGUUAGCAGGGGGGUUAACCACUGAGCUUCCUUGGGUUGUCAAGCCUGAAGAGAAGUUGAAGUUUGACGCCAUCUUUGACAGCCUUGGUCCGGUUGGUGGGAUGCUAACAGGAGACAAAGUCAAGCCUGUCCUGCUCAACUCCAAACUGCCAGUUGACAUUUUGGGCCGGGUGUGGGAGCUCAGUGACAUCGAUAGGGAUGGCACAUUGGACAAAGACGAAUUCUCUGUGGCAAUGUAUCUGGUCUACAGAGCCCUGGAAGGAGAAAAUGUUCCCAUGUCUCUCCCGCCUCCCCUGGUUCCACCCUCCAAGAGGAAAAAAACCUCGGCGCCUCCUGUGAUGCCCUUGUUACCCUCGCCCCCCUCUGUGAAAGAGAGCCGCUCCUCCAAUACUGGAAGUAAGAUCAUGCCCCUCCCCACUAAACCCGCUCCAGCUCCUGCCCCAACGCCAGCAGCCGCCCCUUGGGUGGUGUCGCCGGCGGACAAAGCCAAAUAUGAUGAACUCUUCAGCAAAACGGACGGAGACAUGGACGGACUGGUGUCUGGACCUGAAGUCAGAGAUAUCUUUCUAAAAACGGGGCUGCCGUCUGCCACGCUUGCACGCAUCUGGGAGCUUUGUGACAUUGGCGACAUCGGAAAAUUGACCCGGGAGCAGUUCGCUCUGGCGCUCCAUCUGAUAAAUCAGAAGUUGACGAGAGGUGUGGACCCUCCGCAGAACCUUUCUCCGGAGAUGAUCCCCCCAUCUGAUAGGUUAAACAUCAAACAGAACAAUAUUGCCAACCUGGCAGCUGACUUCUCUGCAAUCAAGGAGCUGGACUCUCUUAGUAAUGAAAUUGUUGAACUACAAAGGGAGAAAACAACAGUGGAAGAAGAGAUCAAGGAGAAGGAAGAGGCCAUCAGCCAACGUAACAACGAGGUCCAGGACUUGCAAGGUGAGGUGGCGAGAGAGAAUGAGGUUCUCCAGCAGCUCCAGACCCAGCGCCAGAAGGUCCAGGAGGCCUUGGAGGAGCUGGACCAACAGAAGGGCUCGUUGGAGGAGCAGCUAGCCCACAUUCGCCAGCAGACGAGCCAAGAGAGCCAGCUGAUUACGUCGCUCCAAUCGGAACACGAAGAACAAGAACAGAGGAUAUGUCAGUACGAGGAGGAGCUGGUGCAGGCUCGUGAGGAGCUUCUGGCUCUGCAGGAGGAGAGCAAGAAGCUUCAGGAGAAGGUCCAAGCUGCACAGGAGCAACUCACACCUCUGCAGGAAUCUGUGAGAGACUCUUUCACACAAGUUGCACAGGUCCAAAACAAACUGAAGGACCUUCAGGUGGAGGAGAGGUCGAUGGCAGCCCAGCUGAGCUGGAAGAGAGCUCUGGAAGACGACUCUCCCGUCAUGGUCAACGGAUCGGCGGGACCCACGCCAGAGCUCCAACGCAGGGACCUCUUCCAGGAGAACCAAACUAAUGAGCUGAAGGUUGAAGAACCAGUUGCCUCUUUAAACACUCAGAAAGAACUCUUAGAACAAUCAGAGAAAGGCGUUAAAGAACAAAAAGAGGAGCAGGAAGACCGCCCCAAGACACCAGAAGAAGAAAAACCGAAACCCGAUGCUUUAGAUGACCUCUAUACGAGCUUUGCCUCGUCGGAGAUGUACACAAAUGCAUCGACGCUCCCAAAGCAACAAGAGAAAAUUGAACAAAAUAACUUUUCAACUGACGUCAUCUCAGAAGUCCAAGAUGAUGCAGCAGAGUCACUUAAAACAAGCCCACCAAAGGUUGGAUCACCAGAACCAGAGGUCAAAGAAGUUGCAGCCGCCUCUGAAGUCAUCCCAUCCUCAUUAUCAACGCAAGCGCUUGCCUCUCGCUCCACACCGGCCCCGACUGGCCAGCCCCCUCUGCCAGAGAUGGACUUCUUCCACUCGGACCCGUUUACAGAACAUGAUCCAUUCAAAGAUGACAUGUUUGGAAAAACGGAUGCUGCAGCCGAUCCAUUUGGAGGAGAUCCUUUCAAAGGGUCAGACCCCUUCGCUGCAGACGAUUUCUUCACUCAAACUACCAGCAGCCACUUUCCCUCAGACGACCCCUUUUCUGGCUCCGGCGACCCGUUCGGUACCACCGCUGAUGCGCCAGAGCCAGACCUGUUUGCGGCCAAAUGUAAAGAUACCGCUCCGGCAGAAGCGGACCCUUUCAACUCACAGCCCCCGAAUCAGACCAGCCCAGCCGCAGAUCCGUUCACCUCCACGGGAGACAGCACAGCUGAAUCGGACCCGUUUGCGCAAAAGUCGAAUGCCGCUUGUGAUGUGGAUCCAUUUGCUUCGCAGUACACGGGGAAAGAUCCAUUUAGCACCUCUCCGCCCAGUGCUGGUCUGGCAUUGAAGGACACCGCAGCAUCCAAUGACCCUUUUGCUCCAGGGGGUACCACCGUAAACGCCAGUUCGGACCCUGAUCCAUUUGCUGCUGUGUUUGGGAAUGAAUCGUUCGGAGGGGGCUUUGCAGAUUUCAGUGCCCUGGCAAAGUCAAACGGCGCCGAUCAGUUCGGCAUCAACAAUAAGAACUUGUUCCAAGGCGACAACCAGGCUGGCAACGCAGACGUUCCCCCCGCCCUCCCUCCCAAAACGGGUACACCGACCAGGCCGCCCCCGCCACCUCCAGGUAAGAGAUCCUCCCUCUCCAGAACAGAGUCCUCGGACUCCUUCCAACGGCGCGGCCAUCCCACCUCGGGAGAUUUUUCCUCCUCUUCCUCUUCCUCCUCCCUGCCCGCCAAGGAUCCCUCGGCCGACCCUUUCGCCCCUUCCUCCCCUCCUCGUCAACACGUCCAGGAAGCCGACCGCUUUGCCAGCUUUGACAAAUACCCAACGGAGGAAGACAUGAUCGAGUGGGCAAAACGGGAAAGCGAACGGGAGGAAAAAGAGCGUCUGGCCAGGCUCACUCAGCAGGAACAAGAAGACCUGGAAUUGGCCAUCGCUCUCAGCAAGUCUGAACUCUCCUGAAGGGCUUCACUCCCCACUCAAUGGCCCCCUCCUCCCGGCACAGCCACACGUGGCCUCUUCAGCACCAAAGUGGGGAGCCUGUAAGACUCUUGGUCCAAAACAAUGACCUCAAGAUGGUCUUGUCCAUCCUGUCAUGAAGACUGUGGUUAAAAGGACAAACAGGGCUUUCGAGAACUAUGUCCCUUUUUGAAUUUACUCCAGAAUGUAACUUAUUCUAAACCUGCACUCACAGCUUUAUUCACUAACCGAACCCACUACAGUCCAUUUCUCGCUCGUUUUGUGUAGAUUAGCAGCCAAAAAAAAAAAAAAAGCAUCCAACUGGAAUGUAGCAGCCAUAAUGACUGAAUGCGAUUUUAUCCCCCAAGCAGGUGUGAAGUGCAUGCCAGGUUCAUACUAAAAAGAGACUUCUGAAACCAUGCUUCACCUAAGAAAAGCAUGAAAUUAACUGCAUCUAAAUAAUGGUUGUGUUGUGAAAUGAACAUUAAGAUUCAAAACGAGUCUCUGUAUUUCCACAUGUAAACUAAAUGUAACACUUGAGAAACUUGUUUUUUUCGGAAUCUUUUUAAAUACUGUAAUAACUUGAAUUUUGAUUUAUUUUUUAAAGACUUCAGUUAAGGGUGCGCCUUGGCAGUAGUGACAUUUUGGUCAUGCUACUGAAGCCCCUUUGAGUCUGCGUUUGUUCAAAAGCGAUGGCAGACUUCACUUGAACACUGCUUUCCUAACUUUGUACAGCAAAAUGGAACAAAUAAAUGCAUAGUUCACUAAAUGUAAAUAAUUGUUCAGGGUUGUUUCU